AUGACCCGUCGAGCGUUGCAUUUCGUGUUUAAAGUUGCCGAUCGGAAACAAACCAUAAAGUUUUACACCGAAAUCCUCGGCAUGAAAGUUCUGCGCCACGAAGAGUUCGAAGAAGGCUGCCGGGCGGCCUGCAACGGCCCCUACGACCUGAACUGGAGCAAGACGAUGGUAGGGUACGGCCAGGAAGAUAACCACUUCGUCGUGGAGCUGACCUACAACUAUGGCAUCGGCAGCUACGAGCGGGGCAACGACUUCCUCGGCAUUGUCAUCCGUUCCGGCGACAUCGUCGAACGAGCGAGACGACACUCGUGGCCCGUCCAAGAGAAGGGCGACGUCGUCGCGGAGCAUCCCUGCGACGUGGUCAUGGCGCCAGGCGGGUACCCGUUCCUCGUAUGUCCCAAGAGAAACCCCGAGCGUCCUUUGCGCCAAGAUCCCGUCGAGAGGGUCAUCCUAUCGUCUUCGGACUUGGCCAGGACAACGGCCUACUGGAAGGACAUCUUGGCGAUGACUCUGGUGCAUUCCUCGGAGAAGAGCGCGGUCUUAGCCUACGCCAACGACCAGUGUCAUCUGGAGUUUAGGUACACCGCGGAGCCGAUCCGCAGAGGCACGGCGUACGGGAGGAUCGCGUUCGCUUGUCCGGCGGCCGAGUUGCAGGUUAUCGAGAACCGAGUCAAGCGGGCGGGGCAUAGGAUCUUGACGCCUCUGACCAGGCUGGACACUCCUGGCAAGGCGACGGUGACAGUGGUCAUUCUGGCGGAUCCGGAUGGUCAUGAGAUCUGCUUCGUGGACGCUGAGUCGUUCAUGUUGCUUUCGGCAGUCGAUCCCAACGCGAACCAGCUCCUGAGUAGGGCCAUAGAAAAGGACAAGAGCGACGAGUGGUUUAGGGAUAUGGCGGGUGGCAAGAAGCCUUCUGCUUGAUUCCCUCGAUCACCGUACCUCAACUAGGGGGUGCGGGAAUUUGCCUCAAUGGUGCAAUUCCACUGCACCACGUGGAGCCUCAAAGCGCAUUUCUGUGUCUGGCCAUAGCCUCCUCUAUGGUCUGGCGAACAAACGUCCUGCCUUAAUUAAUUUUUCAAGUUUUUUUUUUUUUUUUUUAUUUUUAAUUAUUAUUUUACUUUUGUACGGGUGGCGGUUGUAAUGUUGUGCCGGUGCAGUGUAUUGCCCAGACCUUUCAUCGGUUUUAUUAUUAUUUCAAUCUCGAUAGGGUUUUGGUUGUAAUGCUGUGCCGGUGCAAUGUAUCGCCUAGACCACGGUGGCCCAGACGUUUCAUCGGGGAGACCCCACCACGAAAUCGCACCUUUGGGGAUCUUGGAUCUCAAAUCUUGGAAUGCCCCAUAUAGGCAGUUUUGUGCGGUGUCCUUCGCCGCUUCAUAGAAGUCCUUGGAACACAUUUGGUCAUUUCAGAUAAGGCUCCGAUAUAUGCCGAAUUUUCUUUUACAGUGUUGGAAAAAUCUUUGGAACACAAUGUCAAGUCUAAUUAACUUUUUUUUUCUUUUUCUUAACACUGGGACACUAGGUUGAAGGUUGGUAUGAUUAAUAGGUACUACUUUCUUAGUGUACACAGUCUGCAGGAGCAGAAAAUUGUGAACUUAGUACGUCUGUUCGAUCAACACAAAUAUUUUAUUAUGCAUGGAAUUACUUCCCAUAAAAAUCGCCCCCCUUUCAAAUAUAUAUAUAUAUAUACAGUAUAUAUGCUUUAAUAUUUGUUUUCUGCGUUUUUGAGAGAGGCGUAUCUCUGAUUGUGUUUGUUUCGGUUGAGGCACUUCUACUUUGGAGAACAAUGGUGACUAUGGCUUUGGACCACUGCCAGUGUAUUCACUGAAUAAUAAAAGAAGUAUUUUUAUUGUA
Molecule: messenger RNA, 1848 nt
Organism: Ixodes scapularis (black-legged tick)
Lineage: Eukaryota; Metazoa; Arthropoda; Arachnida; Ixodida; Ixodidae
Product: glyoxalase domain-containing protein 4
Exons: 1
Coding region: 1-918 (305 amino acids)
Source: RefSeq, a predicted model, not a curated record